AUGGCUAAACGCAAGUACAUGUCCAAGGUGGAUGGCAAAAUCAACGUCGGCGAGAAACACCAAGCAAAAAUUCCCGACCUGGUGGUGCCUGAUGAAAAUGGAACGGACGUUGCAAAUAAAGAAGUAGAAGAACACGUAGAAGAUGUUGUAAGUGACGCUAGAACAAAUAAGAGAGCUCGCGUGGAAGAUGAAGUGGUUUCUACUGCUGGAGAAGGAGCAGAGAAUUCUACUAGUGCUCAGGCAGAACCCGAGAAUGCAGAUGCACAAGUUGAAUCGAAUGAAAAUGAUGAAAGCAACAAUGCAGUCGCCUCGAAUGAAGGAGCGGAGGCAGAAGCGAAUGACAUGAACGAAGUUAAUGACGCCACGCAAGACACAAACGCAGAAGAGACCACAGCUAACGACGUGGCGGAUAAUGCGAACACUUUGAAUGAAGACAAUCCUGACGACGCCGGAGCUAGCAACGUUGCAGAGGCCUCUGCUGGAGGAAACCUCAGUGGAGAUGAUGUAGCGACGCCAGAUGACAAUGCAGACUCGGCUGUGACGGAGGAGAUAAACAACGACACGAAUGGAAAUGCGAACGAGGCCGCGGGUGAAAACGCGAAUGAGGAAGCAGCUCCUGAGGAAAACGCAGAGUGA
Molecule: messenger RNA, 636 nt
Organism: Plasmodium fragile
Lineage: Eukaryota; Apicomplexa; Aconoidasida; Haemosporida; Plasmodiidae
Exons: 1
Coding region: 1-636 (211 amino acids)
Source: RefSeq, a predicted model, not a curated record